Messenger RNA from Dermatophagoides farinae (American house dust mite), 969 nucleotides. NCBI's taxonomy places the organism in Eukaryota, Metazoa, Arthropoda, Arachnida, Sarcoptiformes, Pyroglyphidae. The record is from RefSeq and is a predicted model, not a curated record.
AUGAUAAAUGGUGCCAAAUACCAAUGUAUUUUCUAUAAAUAUAUCUAUACCCGCUGGUUGGAUGUUUGCCGAAUAUAUCGUUAUCCGGACCGGAUAUUGGAUGGCUUAGAAAUUCAACAGAAAAAAACAAAGACAAAGACAAAACAAAAAGAAUUGGAACGUAUGGGUAUUGAAAUAUUAUCAUUCACAAUUAAAGAUGUUUAUGAUAAUGUUAAUUAUCUGGAAUCAUUGGGCAAAGCAAUUGCCGAAAUCAAACGAAAUGCAGCCAUUGGUGUUGCCAAUGCUGAACGUGAUGCAGGCAUCAAAACGGAAUCAAAAGCAGCAAUGGAUGUAAAAUAUUCGGCUGAUGCUAAAAUCGAAGACGCUACACGUGAUUAUCUAACGCAGAAAGCAAUGUUUGAAGCCGAAGUUAAUGCAAAAAAAGCAGAAGCUAAUCUAGCGUUUGAUUUACGUUCAACACAUCUACAACAGGAAAUAUCGAAACAGCAAAAAUUCAUUGAACUAAUUGAACGAAAAAAAUUGACUGAAUUACAGGACCAGGAAAUUGUUUUGGCUGAAAAUGAUCUAAAAGCUAAAGUUAAUUUAUUAGCCGAUGCUCAAUUAUAUGAAAUAUGUCAAUUAACUGAAGGUAAAACGACAAAAUUAGCGGCAGCUGAAGCCGAUGCUGAACGUAUCAAAUUGAUUGGACAAGCAGAAUCAGAUGCGGCAGAAAUACGUGGCCGUGCUGAAGCGCAUGGAAUGUUGACUAAAGCUUCAGCAUUAAAACAAUUUGGUGAAGCUGCCAUAUUAUCAUUAACGUUGGAAAAUCUACCAAAAAUUGCAGCAGAAAUAUCGGCACCAUUAUCGAAAACUGAUGAAAUUGUUUUACUUAGUGGUGAUACUGGUAAUCUAACAAAAGUUGUUUCACAAAUUCCACCUACAUUACAAGCGAUGACCGGUAUCGAUGUGAAAAGACAUUAUCAAAAAUAA